CCCUUCGACAAGCGGUAGAUUACGGAGCGUUAGCGUCGCAUCGAUCGGUAAAUUCAGAGAGUAGGGACCUCGGUAAUCCAAUCAUUCGAUCGCCAGUUCGCAUGCGCAGAACCAAAGCGUACUUUGGUUAAACUGAGUUUUAUAGUCAACACUUGCUCAACACCAACAUUUAUUUUGUGGAGGUUAUAACACAUGUAUGGUCUACACGGUUAUAACAUUUGUACUUUAGAAGUUUAUUUACACUGUCAGCGGGUUGCGGUAUUCAGUUUAACGAGCAACGAUCAUUUGAAAAGGAAUAAAAGGUUUAAAAUGAUGGGCAGAAUCCAAAAUCGUCAUCAAUCAGAAUUUAAACGACGCCUGAAACUUGUCCAACCGGCUUUGAAUCGCAUUAUGUCGUUACUCUAUCGUAGUUGCUUGUCGCCAGAAAAAUUGGUAAGUUCUCAGAUUUACAUAUCUGGAAAGUGCGCGGCUUGGCUAGUUGGUCGCGCCGAUGAAUUUAACGUGUUUGACAUUUUUGUUAUGGGUUACAACCCUGAAGAUUUUAGUUUUUCUGGGUUCUCAGAAAGUAGCGAUCGUUUUACCGCCAAGUACACCCGGAUAAUAGAAAUCCAAACAGACGGUACUGAUUUCAGUCCACCUAUAACGUUAAUAUUCUCGGAUUUUGAUUUUUCGGCGGUAUCAGUUUUUGUCAACCUAUUCAAUCACGAACUAAUUUACACCUAUGACUGUCCGUGCGAUUACGGGAGGUGCACGGUAACUAAUAACGGCUGCCUGGAACACGGUGAAGUGAAUUAUCCACAAUUAUUUGAUUUGUCACCCGAUGAAGACAGGCUAGAGGCUUUUCCAGAGUUGAAGCUUCGAAAUCAACAGCGUUUAUGCAAUAAUCCACACAAUCGUGACAAGUAUGUUUCUCUAAUGGCUUUUGAACCCAGUCGCGAGAAUGAGUAUUCUAAGCGCUUGUUUCCCAAAAAUUUGACUACCAGUAAACCUCGCGACCUGACAGUGUCAUUUUGUGAGUAUAAAAAGGUUUGUGGACUCUGUAGUCGUAGCAAUUAUUUGGCGGCCAAGUAUUUUGGUUCUUGGAAACUUAAAACAUUCCCAAUGCCACAUGGUUAUGGAAACAAAACAGUUCUUGAUCGUAACAAUGCGGACAUGGUCAGUUAUUGUACAUGUAAAAAUAUACCAUCAGCAUGAGUAUUACAACCAAUUCGAAGAAUCCGGGUGUACAGAAUGAAAGAAGGCGAACCAUAUUCCUAUUUCUCAAGAAAUCAAUAGCGUGAUACUUGCAGAUAGUACAUUGAACCCUGAUUUACCCAUAUUGAAUAAACUUUAGUUUGGCUGAAAUUCUU
Molecule: messenger RNA, 1349 nt
Organism: Melanaphis sacchari
Lineage: Eukaryota; Metazoa; Arthropoda; Insecta; Hemiptera; Aphididae
Exons: 2
Coding region: 193-1194 (333 amino acids)
Source: RefSeq, a predicted model, not a curated record